UUGUUGAUAUCGUUAUAUUUUUUCCUCAACAAUUUGAAAAAUACCUACUUACUUAUGACUACUUAGUUCUUUUUCUAGGCUGCGAUUAUCUUGAAAUUCGAAGCUUACUUUUCGAAUUUUUUCGCAAAACUGAAUAACGUCCAUAACAAAUUUCAAGAAUCUUAGCCCUGAUACAUUUUUGGAAAAAAAAGAGAUAAUAGCUUGGCAUUACAAAUUUUAUUUCAAAAUUUUCAGACUCUAAAAUAUUUCCGACCAUUUUUUUUUUCAAAAAACAGUAGGUAAGUAGGUACCUAUACCUACUUAAAUUUUUUACCAAAACAAUUGCAUUUCUCAAAUUUUUUGGGGGGAAUGAUGAAAAAGUGGAAGGAAGAUGAAUCCGCAGUUAUGGCACGAUCCCCCCGUUCCACUGAUUCAACUCGUUACUUACAACUACAUAUGCAGUUGAAAGACAUUUAAAAUUAUGAUAGAAAAUAACUAAAACUCAUCCAAGGACGUGUACCCUACUCACAUUGUAGGUGAAGAGAACACGGCGCGGCGCGGCGUAGAAACAGGUUUAAUUGAGUCAGGAUUUAUUUAAAUUAGGUACCGUUCAUCUACAAUGUACUUAAGCAUUAGGUUAGAUUAUGUACAUCGACGAGUUUUUUGUCAGUACCUAAAUCGGUUAUCACAAAAAUUCGAAUGUUGAGACGUUCGUGUAUCCACUUACCCACUAAACAUGGGUUUACGUACUCCCAUGCGCGUAUAUUGCACUACACACUGGUUGAUUACUGCUGUUUUACUUACGAUUUCUUUAGUGGAAUCGCUAAUAGUCACCACUGAACAAGGAAUCGUGAAUGGGACAUAUUCGACUUCUAGAAGAGGUAAAAUAUUCAACGCAUUUUAUGGUAUUCCAUACGCUCAACCUCCCGUUGGUAAAUUAAGGUUCAAGCCCCCAAAAUAUGCCAAACCAUGGACUGGAGUGCUAGACUCUUCUAUUACUCCAACAGGAUCUUUGCGAAUUCCAUUCAAUACUAGUCAAGUAGAAGGUGAUGAAGAUUGUUUGAAACUAAACGUGUAUACUCCGUUAAAUGCUCGAAAAGGUGAUAAUUUGGCAGUAAUGGUAUUCUUAGUUGGUGGCACAUUUCACUUGUCCUCUAACAUGGAUCCAGGGCCUCAGUAUAUAAUGGAUCAAAAUGUGGUCCUCGUGAUUCCGAAUUACAGACUGGGUGCAUUAGGACUUUUAACCACUGGAGAUGCAGUUAUAUCAGGAAACUACCAACUAAAAGAUCAGACAAUGGCGUUGAAGUGGAUUCAACAAAAUAUUCGUAAUUUUGGAGGUGAUCCGAAUAAUGUAACUUUACAUGGUCAUAGUUCUGGUUCCACUUGCGCUCAUUUACACACUGUUUCGCCUUCAAGUAAAGGAUUAUUCCACAGAAUAAUCAUGCAAAGCAGUAAUGAAGGAGCGCUUUUUUACAAGCGUGAUGUGAUACGGGGAAUUGUGGAAGAAUUUGCCACCAAAGCUGGGUGUCCGAAUACGACCACUUCUGAAAGUAUUUACGAAUGCUUGAUGGCCUUAGAUGCGAAGGAGUUUCCUAUUAUUGAGCAAACGAUGCCUGUUUGGUAUGCUUAUCCUACUUCUAUUUUUUUACCCACUAUUGAAGAUGAGUAUUCCGAAGAACCAUUCAUUACUAGUCGUCCGAGCAGUGAACAUUACCAUUCGCCCUCAAUGCCUUGGAUUAUUGGUUUUUUAACUUCAGAAGGGGCUUUUAAAGCUGUCGAACUUUUGCAAAAAGGAGGAAAUCUAGCUGCUGAAGUUGAUCAGCAUUAUAAAUUACUAUUUCCCAUUAUGCUAGGAUAUUUAUGGAACACGAAGUUGUCAUAUUUGGAUAAUAUUUCUCGUACGCUACGAUCACAUUAUUUCGGAAAUCGCAAAAUUGGUGCUGAAACUUCUCACGAGAUAACCAAAUUGUUCACUGACGGCGUGUAUGGCGUACCAAUUAUCAGCGAUAUACGACGUUACCCAGGUCCGAAAUAUGUGUAUUGGUUUGAUUACAGGUCAAAUUAUCUGGCCCAAAAUAUCCAUGCAUAUUACGAACAGUUUUUAGGAGUAAGCCAUGAAACUGAUUUGACAUUAAUUUACUCCAAGAAACAAUCCGCUCCUUUGCUAACCAACAGAGACCACAUGUUCAGUGAAGAAUUGGUCAAAAGAUGGGUGAACUUCGUCCAAACUGGAAAUCCAAACCACCCAAUUGAAAUUAACGAAGACGUAAUAGAUUAUUGGAAUCCUAUGGUUUCUGAUAGAAUUGAAUAUCUUCUUAUUAAACUGAAUGGAACUAUGGAAACUGAUUUGUACAAAGGGACGUAUGAUUUUUGGACAAGUCUACCCAUAGGGGUUGUGUAGCUGUUUUGUCAAGUGUUUUUAUAUAUGUACCUACCGGUAGGUACUUGUUGAAAAAUUUAUGAAAGCUGAUUGAGAGGAAAAUCAUUCGUAUGAAUGCUGUUUGAAAUGUCUCUUCGAUCUGUGUCAAAUUUACUGUUCAUAGCAGAAAAUGUGAAACGAACUGGCUGAUGGAUUGAAAAAAUAAGCGGCAUACCAAUAGCAUGUUUAACUCGUACCUAUAAAGUUGUCCGUUUAAUUAAAUUGUUCUGUGCUCAAUGCACAUAUUAGGAUAUAUGUACAUACAUCGUAUCGAUUAUUUUUUGUUACUUAUACAUACCUACUUAUUUCAAAUUAUUCGAGUUCUAAGUAUGUACUUCUACCUACCUAAUAUUCUUUCUUUGACUUUUACAUAUUUAUUUUGUCGAACAAUUGGAUUCAAAAAUAAAUAAAGUAAUCGAA
Planococcus citri (citrus mealybug) is the source of this 2818-nucleotide messenger RNA. Its product is annotated as carboxylic ester hydrolase-like. The record is from RefSeq and is a predicted model, not a curated record. The transcript has 11 exons. Lineage: Eukaryota; Metazoa; Arthropoda; Insecta; Hemiptera; Pseudococcidae. The coding region runs from base 716 to 2380 and encodes 554 amino acids.